Messenger RNA from Nilaparvata lugens (brown planthopper), 1218 nucleotides. RefSeq lists its product as uncharacterized. Gene Ontology annotation, cellular component: transcription regulator complex; nucleus. The coding region runs from base 175 to 921 and encodes 248 amino acids. The transcript has 2 exons. The record is from RefSeq and is a predicted model, not a curated record. Gene Ontology annotation, molecular function: DNA binding. Gene Ontology annotation, biological process: regulation of transcription by RNA polymerase II. Lineage: Eukaryota; Metazoa; Arthropoda; Insecta; Hemiptera; Delphacidae.
UUGAACGUAAACUUGUCUCGUCGUCUGCUGUUGUCAACGUCAACUUGGAAAGGCCUAGUAUUUGUAUUUAUUACAUAACUUUUUUCUAAUGUCUCAUUCAAAUACAUCUUGAAUUAAAUAUCUGGUAAAAAAUCAGAUUGAAUUUGUGUUAUUCAGGACUAAAUAUUCAGUAGUAUGAAUGGUAAAAGCUGUAGCACUCCUCUCGACUCACAAUUAUUGAUUGCUGCUGUAUUUGCCAGACCGCCUUUAUGGGAUAGAAACAACUUAUUGCAUAAAAAUAAUGAAUUUGUUGAAAGCUUAUGGAAAGAAGUGUCAACUGAACUGGAAUCACCAAAGGAAGUUCUGAAAUCACGAUGGAAAGGUCUGAAAGACACAUUUCGGAAAGAGAGCAAAAAACGUGGAACGAAGAAAUCGAAAUGGAUCCACUUCAAAAAGUUGAGUUUCCUCGAGGACAGUGAAUGCAACAAAUCUAUGAACGAAGUUGGAAAGUCAUCGGACGAAGAAACCAGUGAAGAAGUGCAAGAUCUUUCUGUGUGUGGAAUGGAGAGAGAAGAAGAAGACAAUGACAAAAUUAUUAAGAGUGUACCUGAUAGACAUGACUCAAAAGAGGGAGUGGAUAGAAAAGACCUUUUAACAGAAGUAACUGCAAUGGAAACCCAAACUAGUUUUGCUAGUGUGGGAAUCCAGGACACAGCACUAAGUGAUUCCGCUUUGAGUGCUUCUGAACAGGUAGAAUCCGAACCACGUAGGUCGUUUAUUUGGCCGAACAGUGACCAGUUUCAACGAAUCGAUGAUGACUAUCAUUUUUUCAUGAGCUUAGUGCCACAUUUCAAGCAGUUGACACCUGACCAAAAGUUAGUACUUCGUAUAAAGAUGCAAGAAAUCGUUUACAAAGAAAUGUUUGGCAGUUUACCCGACUAGAGCAGUUUGCUUCCAAGAUGAAUUAUAACUAAAAAUUAUAAUUUGUGAAUACUAUUCAAAUCUCCUCUAUUUGGCGGUAGGGAAGAACUGAAGAUUAAUCUACCAGUCUCUAGCAAUAUACUGCUUAAAUGUGUAAUGAAACAAUUCACUCAUGAUCCCGGAAUGAUGAAAAACAAAAGAGAAUUUCACUGUGGUUUUGAUCCCUGCUAGUCAAACAGAAUUCUUCCAACUCUCUAUCACAAAUAAGAUCAAGGCUAGAAUGGAAAUUGUCUAUUAAAUGAAAAAAUAUUUUAAAUU